Molecule: messenger RNA, 2133 nt
Organism: Lobosporangium transversale
Lineage: Eukaryota; Fungi; Mortierellomycota; Mortierellomycetes; Mortierellales; Mortierellaceae
Exons: 1
Coding region: 35-2119 (694 amino acids)
Source: RefSeq, a predicted model, not a curated record
CUCUAAUUCCCCCUUCCUCUCCUCCCUUCUCUUCAUGAUGUUGCUUGACUCAAUAUUUGAGGACAAAUCCGAUGUAAAGACGACAAACGAUCCCCCUUCUUCAUCAUCAUCAGCUUCUUCCUCUUCAUUUCUGACACACACGUUUAUGUAUCAAGCCUUAAAUGUCUCUGAAAUCACAUAUAUUAUCCGGCGAGAGCUCCGCGGUCAUGACCUCAAGACUAUGGUUUUAGUCAAUCGUCUAUGGUGGAAAGCCUUUGGACCUUAUUUAUGGGAAAACAUCUAUAUUGACGCAAAUCCAGAGCAAGACGAUCGCCAGAUUAUUUUCCGUAAUGGACUUGCAGCCAAGCGUUUGACGCUGUCCAUCUACGACCCACAAGACACAAGAGGCACCGUCAGCUACGUAGCAGAACGAUGUCAAAAUGUGUCAGAGCUACAUCUUAAACUCUUCUCACCUAGCCUUGUGGAUGUGGAUGCAAUAGUGAUGCUCAAAGGCGAUGGUAACCCUUCGCUGGGAAAACCAUUCGGAUUACAACAUGAAACUCGUACGACACUACUGGACAGCCUCCUCACAAAAUUACCAUUCAUUACAGACCUUACCAUCUCACUUGCAGAUGAGAAACUCAAACCAGAGGUGCUUUGGUGCGUCACUAAAAUAUCAAGGCUUCAGAGACUGACAGUCAACGGUGGGUUGCCCACUAAAAACUAUAUUCUUCGCAGGAACUGGUCAUGCAGCUGGGAUUUACUCAUGCAAGUUGCACGGGAGUGUCCAACCUUAGAUUCAUUGUCGGUCGCAUGGGAGAGUCGACGACUCAUAGACACUAUACCCGAUAUUCAGGAUGUGGUGUUGGAGAAUAUGAGGGAGAUGUACUUCGCCAUUGAAGGAAUACAGGAAAUGACAGAUAACACACCAACCGUUACAUCAAUACCACUACCAGUGCCGUCAUUAAAGCGGCUUGACAUCUCCUGUUGUGAGACAUAUGACGGAUUAUUGGACCAAAUCCUUCAGUCAUGCUCAAAUCUUCGCGAAGUUACUUUCCAGUCAGUUAAAACAAUAGCUGGAACUCUUGACAAUUGCAUUCAAACGCUCACAAUCUUUUGCUCACGGCUGCGGGCCUUCAGCUUUGAACCUGCCACUGACGAUGACAGCGAUUAUAGCAAAGUGCUCCUGGAUGGCCCAUUGCUUAAUAUUCCAUGUUUAAAGCUUUCACUGGGUAGAGUUUCAUUAGAUUCGAUCCAGAGUGUCGGCCUAAGGUGGGACGGCGCUCAUUCUAUCACUGUGUUGGACAUCAGUAUCAACAACUAUAUGUUCCUUUUCAAGCUCAUGACGACAAUGACAGGAUUAGAACAUUUGACGCUCCGCGGUAGCCUCUAUGGCGUCUCAUGUGAGAGCCAUGAGGAUCUAUUGAAAUACUUUGAGAAUGAAAAGGUCCCCUAUCUGGCGCUGCCAGAGUUCGCCAGUCAAAGCACACUCAAGUCCUUGAACUUAACCCAGCUUGAGUUUGGUAGCCUCAAGUGCCAUCAGCUCUUCUUCGAUCGUGUUCAGAGGCUACCACAGUUGAGGCAGCUUGAGUUAAGUCAUCGUCAAGUUCAAGAUGCUAGGUUGGAAGAAACCUGGAUGGAUCUAGGUGAUCCACAGAUGAGUAGCGACAUUACACAAGGAAGGACCGGUUAUCCAUACACAAUCUUUAGUCCAGCGACCAUUAAGAUUCGAAGACGGCCCAACUACAAUAUGUAUGGUGUCGCUUAUGCAAACACUCUAGAUUCAGGCUAUGGGCCAGAGAAUGAACUGAGGACUAUGUACUAUACUCCAACUUGGGUAGCCGAUCAACAGCAGCAACUGCAAUACGAUGAUGUAGAGCGCAUUGUCAACUUGAUCCCGGAUAAGACCUUCCGUCACUUCCCUGCAGUUGAAUUUCUCUACAUCUAUGAUGACAGUCCCACCUAUAAUUUCAUUAAGGAGGAGCAUUAUUUGAGUGAGCACAUGGCCAGUGCACUGGUGCAAAUGAUGCCCAAACUUAAAGUUAUGGCUUUUGAUCGCAGUUUGGGUAUGGAUUUACGGGUAGUCAAGAGAGCUUUCUCGAAUAUCAUUUUUGACUGUAUUCACACAGGAACAAAUUAGUUGCUACACUGGAA